Seriola dumerili (greater amberjack) is the source of this 1989-nucleotide messenger RNA. RefSeq lists its product as uncharacterized. The coding region runs from base 14 to 1417 and encodes 467 amino acids. NCBI's taxonomy places the organism in Eukaryota, Metazoa, Chordata, Actinopteri, Carangiformes, Carangidae. The record is from RefSeq and is a predicted model, not a curated record. The transcript is spliced from 2 exons.
GCCACAGGGAGCCAUGACAGAAAGAAGCCAGGGUGGUUUUGGUGUGGCGCCGACACUCCUAAAAAGUGCGGCAGCAGGUUUUGCUUUUGGAGAAGCUGCAUUAUUUGCAGUUGAGCCCACGCUGACUGAAGAUGGCGUCCUGCUGAAUGCUGCAACGCUGGCUGCUGGUCGAGCCAGUUCCACAGGUGUCGGGGUAGUAACGGCGUGCCUCGUGUUCACCUCAGCGCUCCUUUCUCUGGGAAGUGGUUUCCUCCUCGCUGCCGUGGUGAUGAAGCUGUUGACCAAGGUUGGAGUGAGGUUGCCGUGGUUAGCGGAGGCCACAACAGGGGCCUCUGUCGUCGUGGGUGCUGUCACUACUGGAGUGUUGGUGGGCGUCCUUCCACCGUGGAUCUACAUCACAGCCCAAGCUGUUCUUGUCCUUGUAGUCUACUCAUACUCUAAUAUUAACGACAUGACCACAGCUCUGGUAAUCAUCUUCACCACUCUGUACACCAGCGUUGUAUACGGAAGGAUGGGUGUCCUAAUUGGAAUCUUUAUCAUGGGAUUGACCAUCAGUGUCCUUUGUGCCCUACGCAAGGCCCUGACAGAGAGGAUGACACAAAGACCAAAAUCUAAAACUGGGUGCAGACUGUUGGAGAGGAUAUUCUUCUACUCUGUUGUCGUGGGGAUACUGGGAUUUUCAGUCGGUUUAGUGGCAGGUGAGGCAGGAGAAGGGUCGGAGGUGGUUUUGAUGCUGCAGUCAGUCCUUUGGGUGGCAUUUCUGUCUGCAGGGCUGUUAGGAGCUGGCCUGGGAACAGUGGCCAUGGUUGGGCUGGGGCCAGAGAUGGCUGCAAAGGUCGCUGUGGGAGCUGCUAUAAUAUCAUCAGUGUCCUUGAGAGCUAUUCUGCAAUGGAGCUCUUCCCUGGGGGCCCGCAGCAGCAUUGGGGGAACGUUGGGAGCAGCUACAGCGGCAGGGGUGUCACUGGGAGCUGCAAGUGUUGCAGCAAAACAAGCAUUCGGGUCUAGAAAUUCAACUUUAACAGUUUUAGGUUCAGUUGCUGUCGGUGUCGUUCUGGCCACACGAGGUGUAGCACUGACUGCAACUCUGCCAACAACAUCAGAACUUAUAACCAUCACUCUUGCUGCAGUAGGGGCAUUUGUUUUGGGUGCACCAAAGAGCCCGUUCCACACUCAGGUGAAUCUACAAAGGGGCCUUCUCACGGGGCCAGAGCUAAUUAAAGGAAUCGGCAUGGAGACAGUCACCGCAGCAGCAGCACCUAUUGGAGCCGGGGCGCUCGGGGCUGCGGCGUUAGCCACUGCAGCUCUGGGGAGACUGGGGACUGUGGGAGUUGUGGUGGCUAUAUUGUUGGCUUUGGGAAGUACUCUGAGUGGCAUGAUAGGAAAAUCACCACCAACAACAAGGGCACACAGAGACUGACUGAUGACUGAGUUAUCUCUCCUGCUGGUCACAACCUGAACACAAGGCACAAAAACCAGCAACAAAAAACUAAAUUAAAAAUGAUGUCAACGCUCUAGUAUUAUUGAUGCCAUUCUUGUCUCAAAGGUGAUGUUUAUGUAUGUCAUUUUUUAAGAAGCUAUACGAUUGUUGCCUUAUGUAAGGGUAUCUCUAACGCUUGCAUGUCUCAGGAAUGUAAUAGUGUUAGUGUUGUCCCCCACUUGUAAGUCACCUCGGUUCAAAGUGUCUGCCAAAUGAGUAAAUGUAAAUAUAAUAAAAGGUUUCCAGAUUUUCUGCACAUUUUGUCUGUUUCUCAGUAUGUAAGUCAUCUUAUCUAAUAAUAUGCAUGGUGUCAUUUAGUUUACUUCCAAUAAAGAGCCAUUUGGUGUGCAAGAUUCACAUGUCAAAAAGUGUGUAUUCUCUUUUCCUUAGUUUGAAGUUUGAAGGGUACAAGAAGUAACUGCAAGAAAAAAUCAUGCCUUUACUGUAGAGCCAAACAUGUUGAGAGCUAAAUGAGACAAUUUGUGUGCAUAUGCAUGUGUAUGUAUGUGUGU